Contarinia nasturtii (swede midge) is the source of this 711-nucleotide messenger RNA. RefSeq lists its product as uncharacterized. Lineage: Eukaryota; Metazoa; Arthropoda; Insecta; Diptera; Cecidomyiidae. The record is from RefSeq and is a predicted model, not a curated record. Bases 1 to 711 code for a protein of 236 amino acids. The transcript is spliced from 6 exons.
AUGGAAAAAGAUCCAGACAAAUUGGGGAAUGCUACAUUGACCGGAGCAAAUGUUGUACUGUGGUUGUUUGUGGGUCCAGUUCAAUCGAAAGUAGUCGUUGAAAUUGGCAGGGCUGCCAUUGAAGGAGCAAAAACGUUCAAGCGCACAGACAGUCUUAAGGAGGUAUCCAAAUCUGCGGCGGAAUCAGUUAAGAACAGUGCUUCCAAUGCGUAUAAAAGUAUCGUUGGUGUUUCUUCAAGUGGUGUUGCUCUUGUAAAAGACUUGUAUGAUGGCAAAGAUGCAAGAAUAACGAUAGUCACUCGAACGAAAGAGGCGCUUGAUCACGUGCCAGGAGGCCAGAUACUGAAAGUUGGAAUUGACUUCGGAGAUGGGUAUCUCAAAGGAGAAUCAACACAAGAUAUUAUUAUAAAAAAAACGAAGGAGGUAUUAGAAAACGUUCCAGGUGGAAAGGCACUGCAACUGGGAGUCGAUGUAGGAAGUGAUUAUCAUCUCAAGGGAGAAAGUACGAAAAAUAUCCUUGUGAAAAACUCCAAAGAGGCACUUUCUGACUAUAUUGGCAUAAAACAAUUAUCAAUGAGAAGACAAGCAAGUGGAAAAUAUGAUAGCGUCAAAGGUGAAUCAAGUGGUAAAGGGAAGGAACCGGUUGUUGAAUCACCAAAGGGAAAUUCUGAAUCAAAAUUGAAAAAGUCCAAAUCCAAACUUUCCAAGUAA